Stegostoma tigrinum is the source of this 6187-nucleotide messenger RNA. Its product is annotated as gastrula zinc finger protein XlCGF8.2DB-like. Lineage: Eukaryota; Metazoa; Chordata; Chondrichthyes; Orectolobiformes; Stegostomatidae. The transcript has 3 exons. The record is from RefSeq and is a predicted model, not a curated record. Gene Ontology annotation, biological process: regulation of transcription by RNA polymerase II. Bases 1860 to 2684 code for a protein of 274 amino acids. Gene Ontology annotation, cellular component: chromosome. Gene Ontology annotation, molecular function: chromatin insulator sequence binding.
CAUAUUUAUAGGUGGCAACCUGCAGCGGAACACAAGCACAGCCUUUCUUGCUUGGGAGGGGAGGAUUUAUACAAGAGAAAUGUUUGUUAUUGUUUUUCUGGACUUCUUUCCCAGACUGUGAGACACGGCGUGUAUUUCCUGGGAAGGACUUUUGACGCUGGCUUCAGGCAGUAUAAUUGCUGCAGUUACACGUUAGAUACUUAGUGGAGGAGAAAUGCCGAAAACGCGUUCAGAGCUUUUAUGUUCAAAAACAAAGUUGCUGGAAAAGCUUAGAUAUUAUUUGAGAAUAAUUUGCAGACCAGGAUCAACAAAGCAUGUUCUCCAUUAAGCAGAGUGAUCAGGAUCUGAGUAUCAUUGACACUUAACUGGGAAAGGGAAGAGGUUUAACCAUUCUAUCCGUGGGAGAAUACUCCGGACCUUUCGUGAUCUAAUCCCGUAACAGUGUGAGCUGCUACAAUGCACGUGCUAGUAAAGGCGGGAAUAAGAGGACAGAUGAGAUGACUGCUUGGCUGGAGAUAUAACUUGAUGUCUCAGGAAUCUAAACCUUUUGAGACUGUUUGUUUGUUUCUGGGUAAGGUAGGACAUGCACAAGGGUGAUGAAGGGUCUAGGCCCGAAGCGUCAGCUUUUGUGCUCCUGAGAUGCUGCUGGGCCUGCUGUGUUCAUCCAGCCUCACAUUUUGUUGUCUUGGAUUCUCCAACAUCUGCAGUUCCCAUUAUCUCAGAUAUUCUUGUUGAUGCUUUUGCUCGUUCCACUGGUGAGGAUUUAAACUCGUAUGACAGGGGAAUGGGAACCAAAGUAUAGCUUUAGCAGUAAAAGACUCAAAUCAGCAAAUGGGAUGUGAAAUUAGUUCAUGAUGUUGUCAGUGGCUGAAAGAUUAAAAGAAAGAAGGAUUAAUCAAGAUCAAAUCUCUUUUCAUACAUCAACCCUGAGAUCCCAGGAAUUGGUCUGGUGAACCUUCUUUACAAUCAUUCAGUAGCCACGGCAUCCCUCCUUUGGAAGGGAGAACAAAGGUGCACACUACUCCAGGUGUGGUCUCACCAAGGCCCUUAUAGAAAGACAUCCCUCUUCCUUUACUCGAAUCCUGUCACAAUGAAGGGCAAAAUAUCAUUUGCAUUCUUCACUACUUGCUGCUGCCUGUUUCCUAAAAGAGAAUAGGAGAGAAACACGGAACUAAAUGGGGUCAGACACUCCGGUAACAUUGUUGAACACACUGUCCCCAUUGUAUCGGUGCUGGCCAUCAAGCACCUGUUUAAACUAGGCCCAUUUUCUGGCACUCGGUGUGUAACCUAUAUUAUGGUGCAAUGGAUGAUCAUCUCAACGCUUCUUCAAGAUUGCAAUGGUUCCUGCAUCUAUCACCAUUUCAGAUGCUGCCAGAUCUGCUGUGUAUCUCCAUCUUUUUCUGUUUUUAUUUCAGAUUUCGGGUAUUUUGCUGCAUCUUAGUCCUUCAGAAGGAUCAGAGGGUAUGGGGAGAAAACAGGAAUUGAAUUCAUUUUCAGAUGUAUAAAAUGCCUGUCCUGCAUGUCUGCCCAAACUCUAUCUCUUUUUGUAGUUUUGGGCAAACGCUGACUUCCCUGAAGGACAUUUAAUGAAUCAGUUCAGUUUUACUGACAAUCCAGCAGUGCCCCUCAGUGUUGGAUCCACAAUUGACCAGAUUAAUUUCUGAGUUUCACAAUCUUUGUGUGUGUUCUUCUGGUUUCUCUCUCUCUACUUUACAUUUUUUUCAGUUUGAAAUUUGGAUUGCAUUCAGAGAAAUCAAACAAAACCACAUCCAGAUCUGACACUCAAUCUGUUUGUCAUAACCUAAUUAUCUCAGGAUUUUGAACAUUGAAGGAAGAAGCACUGUUCACACCAGGGGGAAAUGCGUGGAGUCUGUGAAGAUUCAUCUGAAAUGUCCAAACACCAGCGCAGUCACACUGGGGAGAGACUGUGGAAAUGUGGGGAUUGUUGGAAGGGAUUUAUUUACCCAUCCCAGCUGGAAAUGCACCAACGCAGUCACACUGGGGAGAAACCAUUCAUUUGCUCUGAUUGUCGGCUGGGAUUCACUCAGUCAAACAACUUGCUGAAACACCAGCGAGUUCACAGUGGGGAGAGACCGUUUGCCUGCUCUGUGUGUGGGAAAGGAUUUGCGCAGACAUCUCACUUGCUGAAACACCAGCAAAUUCACACAGGAGAGAGUCCAUUCACUUGCUCUGUAUGUGGGAAAGAAUUUGCUUUGUCAUCGAGCCUGUUGAUACAUCAGCUAAUUCACAAUGGGGAUAGACUGUUCACCUGCUCUAUUUGUGGGAAAGGAUUCGUUUCAUCAACCAACCUGCUGAGACACCAGCAAGUUCACACCGGAGAGAAAUCAUUCACCUGUUCUGCGUGUGGGAAAGGAUUUACUCACUCAUCCAACCUGCUGACACAUCAGCGACUUCAUACUGGAGAGAGACCAUUCACCUGUUGGGAGUGUGGAAAAGCAUUCACUCAGACAGUUCACCUGCUGAUACAUCAGCGAAUUCACACUGGAGAGAAACCGUUCACGUGUUCCGAGUAUGGGAAGGGAUUUGCUCACUCAACCAACCUGCUGAGACACCAGCGAGUUCACUCUGGGGACAGACCAUUCACUUGUUCUAUGUGUGGAAAGGGAUUCACUGAAUCAUCCCAACUGUUAACACACCAGCAAGUUCACCACAACCACAUUUGAAGGAUUUUGCUCUUAAAUCAAGGAAUGAACUUUGAUCUUUAGGCUGUUUUGUGUGUCAUUCGUCCCUGCUCAAAACUUGAUCUUCUCUUGGGAAAUAAGGUAGGGCAGGUGACUGAGGGGUCAGUGGGAGAAAUAUUUUGGGGCCUAUGAUCAUAGUUGUAUUAGUUUUAAAAUAGUUACGGAGAAGGAUAGACUUGGUCUAAAAGUUAAAGUUUUAAAUGGGUCUAAGGCCAAUUUUGACACUAUUAUGCCCCUUAAAAGCACAGUAAGACUGCCUAUGUAUGGGAAUGCGCAAGAUGGGUGAGGUGCAAAACAAGUAUUUUACAUCAGUAUUUACUGUGGAAAGGGAUAUGAAAGCUAGAAAACUUAGAAAUGAAUGUGUAUCUUGAAAAGUUCCAUAUUAUAGAGGAGAUGGUGCUGGAUGCCUUGCAGAGCAUAACAGUGGAUAAAUCCCCAGGACCUCUUCAGGUGUACUCUCGAACUUUGCGGGAAGCUCGGCUUGUGAUUGGGCCCCUUGCUCAGAUAUUUGCACCAUUGACAGUCAUCGGUGAGCUGUUAGACUGGAGGUUGCCUAAUGUGGUGCCAUUGUUUAAGAAAGGUGGUAACCUAAAACCAGGGAACAAUAAACUUUUGGUGAGCCUGACAUCGGUUGUGGGUAAGUUAUUGGCGGCAAUUCUGAGGGAUAGGAUUUACUUGUAUUUGGAAAGCGUGGACUGAAUGGGGAUUGUCAACAUGGCUUUGUCCGUAGGAAAUUAUGUCUUACUAACUUGAUUGAGUUUUUUUUUGAAGAAGUUACAAAGAAUAUUGAUGGCAGACUGGUGGAUGUUUUUGAUAUGGAUUUCAGUAAGUAAAAUUCCGCAUGGUAGCCUGAUUAACAAGGUGAGAUCACAUGGAAUCCAGGGAGAGCUGGCCAUUUGGAAAGGCCUUUGGCCUGCAGUAUGCUGCAAGGAUUGGUACUUAGUAACUAUAACUCCUACAUUCACAUCCAAAUCAUCUUUAUAAAUGACAGAAAUGAGUGGACCCAGCUCUGAUCCUUGCGGCACACCACUGGUCACACACCUCCAGUCUACAAAGCAACCCUCCACCAGCACUCUGUCUUCUACCUUCAAGUCAGAUCUGUAUCCAAAUGACUGGUUCUCUCUGUAUUCCAUGUGAUCUGACCUUGCUAAUCAGUCUACCAUGAGGAACCUUGUCAAACGCCUUAGUGACAUCCAUCUCGAACACAUCCACUGCUUUGCCCUAAUCAAUCCUCUUUGUUCCUUCUUCAAAAAAAAUCAAGUUAGUGAGACAUGAUUUCCUACACACACAGCCAUGUUGACUAUCCCUAAUCAGUCCUUUCCUUUCCAAAUAUUUCAAGUACUAUCCCUCAGGAUUCCCUCCAACGACUUGCCCACCACUAAUAUCAGGCUCACUGGCCUAUAGUUCACUAGCUUUUCCUUACCACCUUUCUUGAAUAAUAUUAGCCAACUUCUGGUCCCUCACCUGUGGCUAUCGAUGAUACAAAUAUCUCAGCAAGGGGCCCAGCAAUCAUUUGCCCAGCUUCCCUCCAAGUUCUUGGAUACACCUGAUCAGGUCCCAGGAAUUUGUCCACUUUUAUGCGUUUUAAGCCGUUCAGCAUCACUAUCUCUGAAAUGUGGCUAAUUUUCAAGAUGUUGCUAUUUAUUUCCCCACAGUCUGUAUCUUCCAUAUCCUUUUCUGUAGUAAAUAGUGAUAUACUUGCAUAGUACUUGUUUUAUUAUAUUCCCCAAUUCUUGCAAAUCCACACAUAGGCGGCAUUGCUGCUUUUUAAGGGGCCCUAUUCUCCCUAGUUAUACUUUUGUUCUUAAUCUAUUUGUAGAAUCCUUCUGGAUUUUCCUUUUAAUGCUAUUUGCCUAAGCUACCUCAUGUCCCCUUUUUGCCGUCCUAAUUUCCCUCUUAAGUAUAACAUUGAGUGAAUCCUUAUAAGAGUAUAAUGACAAUCUCUGCUGUCUAUACCUGACAUGUCCUUCCUUUUUCUUGACCAAAACCUUGAUUUCUCUAGUCAUCCAGAAUUCCCUACACCCACCAGCCUUGUCCUUCACCCAAACAGGAAUAUACUGUCCCUGAGCUCUCGUUAUCUUAAUUUUUGAAGGCUUCCCACUUCUGAACCUUUCCGUUUUACCUGCAAAUAUCUGCCCCAAUCAACUUUUGAAAGCUCUUGUGUAAUACCAUUAAAAUUGGCCUUCCUCCAAUAUAGAACUUUAACUUUCAGACCCAGUCUACACUUUUCCAUCACUAUUUUAAAACUAAUAGAAUUAUGGUCACUGGCCCCAAAGCCCUCCCAUGCUGAUACCCUAGUCACCUGUCCUGCUUUAUUUGCCAAGAGCAGGUCAAGUUUUGCACUUUCUCUAGUCGGUACAUCACAUACUGAAUCAGAACAUUUUCCUGCACACUCUCAGCAAAUUCCUCUCCAUUCAAACCUUUUACACCAUGGAAUUCCCAGUCUGUGUUUGGAAAGUUAAAAUCCAUUCCAUAACCACCCUGUUAUUCUUACAGAUAACUGAGAUCUUCUUUCAAAAUUGUUUGUCAGAUUCCUGCUGACUAUUGGGAGGCCAAUAAGGUGAUCAUCCCUUUCUUAUUUUCAGUUCCACCCAAAUAACUUCCCUGGAUGUGUUCUCAGAUAUAUCCUGCCUAAGUAAAGCCAUAAUGUUACCCUUGCUCAAAAAUGCCACUUUUCACUCCUCUCUUGCUUUGCUUCCCCUCCCGCUUUUGACUUUCUAUCCUUUCUAUAGGAUCUAUAUCUUAGAACAUUAAGCUGGCAGCCCUGUCCAUCCCUGAGCCUUGUCUCUGUAAUUGCAAUGACAACCCAGUUCCAUAUUUCCAACCUUGCCCUGAGUUCAUCUGCCUGCGUUGUUAGGCCUCUGGCAUUGAAAUAAAUGGUGUCUAAUUUAUUAGUCCUUUUACAUUAAUCUUAAUAACAAUUAUGUAACUGUAGGGUAGGUUUUGAAAAUGAUGAUGUUUUAUUGCUGUAUAUCAACACAUUCACACUGGGUAAAGACAAUGCACCUGCACACUGUGAAAAGGGAUUUCCUAGUUCAUUAGGACUGGUUUUCAUAGAAUUCAGAGUAUUCCUACAGUAUGGAAACAGGCUGUUUGGCCCAAGAAUUCACAGAAAACCUCAGAGCAUGCCACUCAGACACAUGUCCUGGUAACCCACCUAAUCUACACAUCCCUGAACACUCUGGGCAAUUUAGCUUGGCCAAUCCACCUAACCAACACAUGGGAGGAAACCAGAACACCCAGAGGAAACCCACGCAGCCACAGGGAGAACAUGCCAACUCCACACACUGAGUUGCCCAAGGGUGGAAUCAAAUCUGGGUCCCUGGCAUUGUGAGCCAGCAGUGCUAACCGCUGAGCCACUGUGGAUAACCACCAAUGAGUUCCCAAGAAUCUGUAGGAAUUUUUGUUGUUGCUCCUAUUAUCUGUAUCCACGUCAUGUUAUCUGGGCAUGUUUCUCAUGAUGUUUGAAAACACCACAUGUCUGG